CGGAGAUGAUCGUCUACCCGCCAUCCCACCAACAAGUCCCUCGUUUGCUCCCUUCCCUCCGCCUCGUCAUCCGCGUCCCCCUGGGACCUGAAUGCCUCGAGGGGGGAAGUCCGCGAAAUCACUGCCGCCGCCGCCGCCGUCGUCAUUCACUCUUUCUUGGUUGUAUCCCAUCUUCCCUCCCUUUCUACCGCCACCCGCGACUCAGCAUCAACACAUUCAUCCACGAGAUCCAAGACACGGCCAUUGCGCUCUUUUACUCCAUAACAAGACCCCCAGAACUGCUUUGACGGCUCAAAGAACUGCACUGCGACGUCCUGCAGAACUGGAACCUCUCGCGACAGCACAAUGGCCGACGAGGAACAAGCAGCCCGGCCUCCGGCGCAAAUCUACCAGACGCCAGACUGGGAGACGCCCACCGCCAACAAGCGCCGCUCCCUCUUCGAUCGCUUCGUUCCGGCAUCGGCGACACCGAACCACGGCGUCACUUCCGGCGAGGGUUUUGCCAAGGAGAACAGCACCUCUACCGAUUCCCAUCAUGCCUACCCGGCUGUCCCAGCGGCAGCCGCUGCGACGGCGUCUCCAAAGACGCAUCCUUCUCUCCACGCCCGCUUCGACGCCCUGCUGCCCCCCAACAAGACCUACGCCGGCCUCUCCCGCAAGAAGUUCCUGCUCUUCGUCGCCCUCCCCCUCGCCGUCCUUCUCCUGUUCGUCCUGCCCCUCGCUCUGGGCCUCGGCCUCUCGAAGCGCGGCGGCGGCGGCGGCAAGCAAGACCUGCCCCUGCCCACGAACGAGGAGGUCCACACCGGCGACCUGACGUACUACGACGUCGGGCUCGGCGCCUGCGGGUACACGAGCAGCGACAGCGACAUGAUUGUCUCCGUGUCGCACUACCUCUGGGACGCGGUCCAGAGCGGCGGCAACCCGAACAACAACCCGCUGUGCGGCAAGAAGAUCCGCGUCCGCCGCGACGCCGAGGGCUCCGUCGACGUCACCGUCGUUGACCGUUGCACCGGGUGUAAGCCGACAGAUCUGGACCUGAGCCCGGCCGGCUUUGAGCGGCUGGCAGACAAGGACGAGGGAAGAGUGAAGGGCACCUGGAGCUGGCUGGAUUGAUGACAGUGAGAGAGUGGCACCAUGGACGGGACUACUGCACAGAUGUGCACCCGAGUCGUCAUGUCGGAGCUGUGACAGAAAAACGCUUCACGAGGAAUGCGACCAAGAGCCGAGGCGGGAAUGAUGUCGCGUGUGUUUGGAAUGUUUCGAUACCCCCCCUGUUAGUCCUUAUGCUUUCCUCACGUUAUAAAUAUCAUUGCCGACAAGGCAUGCGAAUGCGACCUUUUUCUCACCAUCAAACAUUGCGGAUCUCCUCAGCCGCACGCAGCCAAGAUGGGCGGGCCCUCGCUCGGGUUCUCCAACAAGAGUGUUUCGAUUACUGUUUCAUUACAUUACUCCAUCGCCUAUCAACCAGGUCCAGGGGGGGGGGGG
Colletotrichum navitas is the source of this 1485-nucleotide messenger RNA. RefSeq names its product RlpA-like double-psi beta-barrel-protein domain-containing protein-containing protein. NCBI's taxonomy places the organism in Eukaryota, Fungi, Ascomycota, Sordariomycetes, Glomerellales, Glomerellaceae. Bases 346 to 1113 code for a protein of 255 amino acids. The record is from RefSeq and is a predicted model, not a curated record. The transcript has a single exon.